Lichtheimia ornata is the source of this 939-nucleotide messenger RNA. RefSeq lists its product as uncharacterized. Gene Ontology annotation, cellular component: cytosol. The transcript has 10 exons. The coding region runs from base 1 to 939 and encodes 312 amino acids. The record is from RefSeq and is a predicted model, not a curated record. Lineage: Eukaryota; Fungi; Mucoromycota; Mucoromycetes; Mucorales; Lichtheimiaceae. Gene Ontology annotation, molecular function: aldose reductase (NADPH) activity.
AUGUCGCUCGGUCGUACUUGCACUCUUCAUACUGGAGCCAAGAUCCCCACUGUCGGACUCGGUACCUGGUUAUCCAAGCCUGAUGAAGUUCGUAAGGCUGUUCUUUGUGCCUUGCAAGCUGGUUAUCGUCAUCUCGACUGUGCCUACGUGUAUCGCAACGAGGAUGAGGUUGGCCAAGGCAUUCAAGAAUCCGGUGUCCCUCGUGAGGAGAUUUUCAUUACUGGCAAGUUGUGGAACACCCAUCAUCGCCCUGAAUAUGUCAAGGCUGCUUGCAAAGCUUCCCUUGCUGCACUUGGCGUCUCCUACUUGGACUCGUACUUGAUCCAUUGGCCCGUGUGCUUUGCUCCUGAAGGCAAGCCUGAGGACACCCCUAACGUCCCCACUCAAGAAUACCUCUUCCCCAAAAAGGAUGGCAAGGUAGCCAUUGAAGAAGUCGACUUUGCCGCCACUUGGAAGGCUAUGGAGGAGCUUGUCGAUGAAGGUCUCGUCAAGCACAUUGGUGUCUCCAACUUUGAUAUCCCCAGAAUUGAAUACAUCCUCAAGAAUUGUCGUAUUCGUCCUGCUGUCAAUCAAGUGGAAUUGCAUCCUGGUCUUCUUCAACCUGAGCUUCUCGAAUUCUGUGCCAAGGAGAACAUUCAUAUCACCGCCUACUCGCCUUUGGGCAACAACGUCUAUGGCAAGGAACGCAUCAUUGAUGAUCCAGUGAUCGUUAAUGUCGCCAAGAAGCUUAACAAGUCACCUGCACAAGUAUGCAUUGCUUUUGCUGCUCAACGCGGUGUAUCUGUGGUUCCCAAGAGUGUCACUCCCUCUCGUAUUGUUGAUAACUUCCAAGACUUUGUGUUGGAAAAGGAAGACUUUGAUGAAGUCGCUAAGCUUGGUGCUCGCAACAUCCGUUACAACGACCCUGGCACUGAGGAAUGGAACGUCAAGAUCUUUUAA